Diaporthe batatas is the source of this 1932-nucleotide messenger RNA. Its product is annotated as proteasome regulatory particle lid subunit RPN9. Gene Ontology annotation, cellular component: cytosol; nucleus; proteasome regulatory particle, lid subcomplex. The record is from RefSeq and is a predicted model, not a curated record. The coding region runs from base 321 to 1514 and encodes 397 amino acids. Gene Ontology annotation, biological process: ubiquitin-dependent protein catabolic process. Gene Ontology annotation, molecular function: structural molecule activity. NCBI's taxonomy places the organism in Eukaryota, Fungi, Ascomycota, Sordariomycetes, Diaporthales, Diaporthaceae. The transcript is spliced from 2 exons.
GCCAACCCGGUUCUAGAGCGUCAUUGGAGCUCUCUCUACAAUUGGAGCUCGACCACAGGCUGCACUCCAGCCGCGUCGACCCUAGCGACCAUUGAUUGCCUGCCAACAUCGACAUCAGCCACUCAACCACGGACUCCCCAGAGAUCUCUUUCUCCUCCUCCCGAAUAGCUUCUCCUGCGAUCCGACGAUAAUCGAGACGAACCAAGCACGCGGAAUACCUGCCCAUACCCAUAAUCAGUCAGUCAGACCGUGCGUACGGUACGCAACAAGGGUAACAGUCCACUGCUGUCUGGUGCUCCCCGUUCGGUACCGACAACAACAUGAGCAACGACGAGAGCACGCAGGCGUUCCUGCAGGAGAUCCUGCUCCAGUCCCCAGAACACCUUCAGGCCGAUGUCCUGCGGCUGCAAGAUCUCUGGGAGCAGAAGCUCUGGCACGAGCUCACCGAGACCCUGAUCACCAUCUUCAACAACCCCGAGAGCGCCUCAUCCCGCCUUCCCAUCUACAACAACUUCAUCCUGCAGUUCGCCGACAAGAUCAACCAGCUGAAGCUUGUCGACCUGGCCCUCAAGGCCGCCCAACAAUGUUCUGAUCUCCAAGAACGCCUCAGCUUCACCGAGGCAGUCGCAAAGAAGGUGGACCCCGAAGAGGAGAAGAAGAAGAACAAGAGCGCCGAUGAGGAGGAGGAUCCCAACUCGAGAAACGCAUACGUGUACGCGACGGUUGCGGUGGCACAGGUGAAGCUCGACCUCGGCAACCUCGAGGACGCCCGCAAGGACCUGGCCAAGGCCGAGAAGAAGCUGGAUGUCUUCGACUCUGUCGAGACGGUCGUCCAUGCCGCCUUCUACAAGAUCAACGCCGACUUCUACUACCUGAAGCAAGACUUCGCAUCCUACUACCGCAACGCACUGUUGUACCUGGCAUGCAUUGACAUCAAGAGCCUGGACGCCGGCGAGUGUCGCAAGCGGGCAUACGACCUGGCGACCGCGGCGCUGGUAUCGACGAGCAUCUACAACUUUGGCGAGCUGCUGCUGCACCCUGUCCUGGACGCGCUGAACAACGACAAGGACCGGUGGUUGCGAGAGCUGUUGUUCACAUUCAACGCCGGUGACCUGGUCAAGUACGACCAGCUGUCCGGGAGCAUCAACUCGGACAAGCUCCUGGCCCAGCACAAGGAGAAGCUGCGGGAGAAGAUCUACCUGGCAGCGCUCACAGAGGCCGUCUUCCGGCGGCCACCGCACGAGCGGGCGAUGAGCUUCGCGACGAUCGAGCAGGAGACCAAGGUCAAGCCCCAUGAGAUCGAGCACCUCGUGAUGAAGGCGCUGAGCCUGGGCCUGCUCCGGGGAACGGUGGACCAGGUGGACGAGGUGGCAAACAUCAACUGGGUCCAGCCCAAGGUCCUCGACUUCAAGCAAAUCGACAGCAUGCGUUCGCGUCUGGCUGAGUGGGACAGCAGUGUCAACCAGCUGGGCAACUGGAUCGAGAAGUCGGGCCAGGAUGUCUGGGCCGCGUAGCGAGCAGUCUAGGCGGUUCAGGGAACAGUUGCCGACUGGAGGUGGCGGAGUCGGGCGAGGGUUGUCAUGGCCUUGGAAGCCAAAAGCCGUCGGCCGGCUUGUGUAAAUGCAUUAGAGGCAGGCUCGGAAGACAAAAGAGACCAUUAUGAGCGAACUACCCUUGUCCGAGGGGCCUGUUUGACGAUAUUCAUGGUGAGCAAGGUCUCGGCAGUAAGAUGCUGGCAUUGCAUGUGCGCUGUAGUUGCUGGCCCAAGAACUGAAUAUCGCCUACCCAAGUCAAUUGCAGGAGGUUGUUGAGUUGGGUGCCAAUAUAUGUCAGUCUGGUCUUGCCUGGGAGAGCUAUGGUGUACCCAGACAUUCACCUAGACUUCCUAAGCCCAUACACGGGCAUUCUGGAACUUGCAAUUAUUUGAUACCA